AUGAUCAUCUGGGUAGCUGCUGCUGCUGUUGUUGCUGAUGCUGCUGCUAUCUCCAAAAAAGUUGGUGAGAGAGUGAAUAAUGCUAUACCAGGAGCAACUCAGACUCAGAGCGUUGCCAAAAUCAAGAUAGAAAGCAUCAGUUUGAAAGUGCCACAUCUCACACCCAACGAUAACAUAAAGUUGCAGCUAUUGCCGCGUAUCAAGGCAGACGAACCUAUGUUGAUACCGUUCCGCAGAUGGGAAUUGCACGAGCUUCCAGCACUCACGCAAGGAUCCACUAUAGAAAUUUGGUCGGUCAAGACGUGUUCGGCGUUAGGAAGCCCGAGAUAUGUUAUAGUAUUUUUCCAAACGAAAAAAUCUGAUAACAUACAUGAAGAUAUGACCUUGUUCGAUAAUGCCAACAUGAAAUCCAUGAGAUUGGCUCUGAAUAGUGACUUUUAUCCACAAGAACGAAUGCAAUUGGACUUUUCCAAGAACCAAUAUGCUGAUGCCCACUUCAACUAUACAGAGUUCAACAGGAGCUACCAUAACUAUUCAAAGAAGUGCGUUAUACCUGCAUGA
Phaedon cochleariae (mustard beetle) is the source of this 561-nucleotide messenger RNA. Lineage: Eukaryota; Metazoa; Arthropoda; Insecta; Coleoptera; Chrysomelidae. The record is from the annotation of a GenBank genome assembly.